AUGGCUCCACCGCUAACCAUCCGAAACCUGACCUCGACUCCCCUCGAGUUGAAGCUCGUCGAGCGCUAUGAGGCGCCCGGGACCAAGACGACCAGAUGCCUGGGAGCGCUGAAAGCCACUCUUAUCUCGCCGUCGUCCAAGAAACUUGCUGAGAACGCCGAGAACUUCACGCGUCAAGAUGUGAACCUUCGCCUCGAGCCCUCGCACAGCCACACGACCGACAUCGAGGCGUCGGAACGCGAGGUCAGCGAUACGCUGCGCCUGACGUUCGAGGCCGAUGGCCAGCGCUACCGCAUCGACACGCCCUCGCACGGCCACGCAUCCAAGACGUUCACGCCCCUGGUGCCCGACCCGAAGCAUCAGUUCACGGGCAUUUUCUUCACCAAGGAUAGCUAUCUGGCUGUUUACUCGUCGGCGAAGCUGCAAUGCUGGAUGCGCGAGCUGAGUGAUGUCACCCCGCUGUCUGGUCUCUCGAUCCCAGGCACACACAACACGCCCACAUGCCACCGAGCCCUGCCUUCUGUGCGCUGCCAGGCCGUGUCGCCCAAGGACCAGCUCGAGAACGGCGUGCGCUUCUUUGACAUCCGCGUGCAGCCGGACCACCCCGACGAUGCGUCCAAAGACGGGCUUACCCUCGUGCACGGCGCCUUUCCCAUCUCCCUGACCGGACCCAAGCAUUUGCGUGGCCUCGUUCGCGACAUUCACGACUUUCUCAAGCGCAAUCCGUCCGAGACGGUCAUCGCAAGCCUCAAGCGUGAGGGCACUGGUCACGCGACGGACCAGCAGCUCAGCAUGAUUCUGCACGACCACUAUGCGAAUGAAGAGCCCAACUGGUGGUAUACAGAGCCGCGCAUCCCCAAGCUGGGCGAGGUGCGCGGCAAGCUGGUGCUGCUGCGCCGCUUUGCCAUCGACGACAGGCUCAAGGCUGAACACAACGGCACGGGCUGGGGACUGGAUGCAGAGGACUGGGCCUACAACACGCCGGAUGAUACUCACGGCACGGUGCGCGUGCAAGACUUCUGCGAGGUGCUGGAGCCGGACAAGAUCCAGGUCAAGACCAAGUAUGCCGAGGAGCACCUGGCGCGUGCAGCCGAGUGCGUUUGCCCGAUUCCCGGCAUCACGACGGAUGCGGUGCACCCUGUGCCUCCCGGCCCGCUGUACUUGAACUUCCUGAGCGCGAGCAAUUUCUGGAAGAAGGCGUGCUGGCCGGAGAAGAUUGCCGCGAAGCUCAACCCGUCGAUCAUAGAGUACCUGUGCAUGAAGCAUCACGGUGACGCAAGCCGCGGGGACGGGAGCACGGGGGUGGUCGUGUGCGAUUGGGUGGGCGAGGACGGGGAUUGGGACCUGGUCAGGUGCAUUGUUGGCAUGAACAGCUUUUUGGAAAUGAGGGAGAGGCAGGUCGCUUGA
This is a messenger RNA of Lasiodiplodia theobromae, 1407 nucleotides long. Its product is annotated as Phosphatidylinositol phospholipase c. The transcript has 2 exons. The record is from RefSeq and is a predicted model, not a curated record. Gene Ontology annotation, biological process: lipid metabolic process. Gene Ontology annotation, molecular function: phosphoric diester hydrolase activity. NCBI's taxonomy places the organism in Eukaryota, Fungi, Ascomycota, Dothideomycetes, Botryosphaeriales, Botryosphaeriaceae. The coding region runs from base 1 to 1407 and encodes 468 amino acids.